Scedosporium apiospermum is the source of this 1194-nucleotide messenger RNA. RefSeq lists its product as uncharacterized. The coding region runs from base 1 to 1194 and encodes 397 amino acids. The transcript has 6 exons. The record is from RefSeq and is a predicted model, not a curated record. NCBI's taxonomy places the organism in Eukaryota, Fungi, Ascomycota, Sordariomycetes, Microascales, Microascaceae. Gene Ontology annotation, molecular function: iron ion binding; monooxygenase activity; oxidoreductase activity, acting on paired donors, with incorporation or reduction of molecular oxygen.
AUGGGGAACAUUGGCUCCGGAACCAGGGACCAGAUCUUCAUCGACGCUUUUAGCGUCUCCCCCAUGGGGAAGUCAACGAGGGAGCCAACCAGAUUCGGAAGGUCUCGACCGAUCGUACGGAUUGCUCCUAAUGAGUACAGUAUCGACGAUCCUGCAGCAGCCAAAGUCAUUUACGGCAGUGGUCGAGGGUUUGUCAAGUCUCCGUGGUACCAAGCCAGCGGUAGCCCUUACAGCACCGUCACGAACAUAUUUACCGAGCCCGAUCCUCACCUCCAUGCUACGGCAAGACGAAAAAUCGCAGCCGCAUACUCGAUGACCAGCUUAGUCCAGCUGGAGCGGUUUGUCGACGAGUGCACAGCUGUCUUGCGUACGAGGCUGGAAGAAUUCGCGGAGUCAGGCGCCUCAGUUGACAUCUCCCAUUGGAUGCAAUGCUAUGCCUUUGAUGUUAUUGGCAAGAUCACAAUGGGGUCGAAGAAGCUUUCAGGCCUCCAGAACGUUAGGAAUUUUGCCACUACAUGGGUAGAGGCAAAGGUGGCGAGGUUCCAGUCAGAGAAAGACUGGACCAGCCCCAACGCAACCACUGAUAUCAUAACGAGACUUCUAAGAGGUCACGAUAAUGAUCCAGGGAAGAUCAGCAAAGCUGAAAUACUCACUGCCGGCAUUAUGAACGUCGGGGCUGGUUCUGAUACGACAUCAAUCGCCUUCUCAGCAGCAAUUUUCAAUCUCCUGAAGCACCCAAGUAGCCUACGGCAAUUGCAGGAGGAGAUCAGAGAAUACGAAGCACGCGGCAUAAUCUCAGACCCUAUUAAGUUUUCCGAAGCUCAGAAAAUGCCUUACUUACAAGCUGUUAUAAAGGAAGCUCUGAGAGCUGUUGUCGGUAUCAACUCUUGGGUGGCUCACGCCAAUCAAGAGGUUUUCGGCCCUGACGCUAAUGCAUUUAGACCAGAACGAUGGCUGGAAGAGCCAGAAGUAGUCAAGAAGCGCGAGUCCUACUUCAUGGCGUUUGGGCAAGGAUCCCGUACAUGCAUCGGCAAGAACAUUAGCCUGAUGGAGCUAUCCAAGGUGAUUCCACAAAUAGUCCGCCAUUUUAACCUCACGCCAGAUACGGAUUCAAAUAAGCCUGAGUGGAGAAUAGAGAACGUCUGGUUUGUGAAGACGAGAGACUUCUAUUGCAAGGUCUCGAAGAUCUCAUAG